Tripterygium wilfordii is the source of this 1421-nucleotide messenger RNA. RefSeq lists its product as uncharacterized. The record is from RefSeq and is a predicted model, not a curated record. The coding region runs from base 243 to 1082 and encodes 279 amino acids. Gene Ontology annotation, cellular component: endoplasmic reticulum. The transcript is spliced from 5 exons. NCBI's taxonomy places the organism in Eukaryota, Viridiplantae, Streptophyta, Magnoliopsida, Celastrales, Celastraceae.
AAUAUACUGCCAUACUUCUUUUCACGAUUUCCACUCCUCCCCAAUCAUCCCACAAUUAAAUCCUCACUACGUCAUGGCCGUUGAUCCACUCUCAAUUCAAAAUCUUUUUAGUCAUACAGACAUCGUAAUUGCCCGAUUAGCGUGAUUUAAUGGAUUCAAUUGCACAUGAUGAUCCCUGAAUUCGCCUACUCAUCUACAGUCACGCUCCUCCCGCUUCAUCUGAUUCCAGUCUCCAUUCCUCCAUGGCGGCGCCGAGGAGCCUGCUAGGCGACCCGGUGGGUAGGGUGGGGGCCAUGAAGGACGAGGAGAACGCAGCGGAGGACGACUCUCCCAUUGCCAAGCGCCUCAAAUCUGAGCGAUUUCCUUUCACGCGAUGGGAACUCGUCGUGUUUGUUUGUGUCUUUCUUAUCUUCUCGACGGGGCUCUUCUGCGUCUAUUUGACAAUGCCUGCAGCUCAGUUCGGCAAGCUCAAGCUGCCACGCACUGUUUCGGAUCUCCGUAUGCUAAAGGACCAUCUGGCGGCAUAUGCAAAGGAUUAUCCGGCACAAUUUAUUUUGGGUUACUGCUCAACUUAUAUAUUCAUGCAGACAUUUAUGAUUCCUGGAACAAUUUUCAUGUCUCUGCUCGCUGGAGCACUUUUUGGUGUUGUUCGAGGCCUUGCCCUAGUUGUCUUAAAUGCAACAGCUGGAGCAUCAUCCUGCUUUUUUCUUUCUAAGUUGAUUGGCAGACCGUUAGUUUGUAGGUUAUGGCCUGAAAAGUUAAGAUUUUUUCAGGCAGAGAUAGGGAAGCGUCGGGAAAAGCUGCUGAAUUACAUGCUUUUUCUGAGGAUAACUCCAUCAUUGCCUAACCUUUUCAUUAAUUUGGCAUCUCCCAUUGUUGACAUACCAUUUCACAUUUUCGUUUUGGCAACUUUGCUUGGUCUUAUUCCAGCCUCCUUUAUCACUGUCAGAGCUGGCCUGGCUCUUGGUGAUCUGAAGUCAGUCAAGGAUCUGUAUGGUUUCAAAACUUUGUCUGUGCUUUUCCUUAUCGGAUCCGUAAUUAUAAUUCCUACCCUGCUGAAGAGGAAAAGAAUAUAUGAAUGAAAGUCAUGCUGUUCAAGUCUCUCCUGUCCAACCUAAAUCCGAUUAAAGUAGUAAAGGUAUCGACUUUUGAGAAUACUGAAUUAAGUGGAGCUGCAGGUCCUGGAUGGCAAUUUUAUUCCUGCCUUGGAGCUUUACUGGGCAAGUCCUCACGUUUCCAUGUAAUACCGGGGUUGGUUACUCUCCCCACUGAUGACACAAUUAAAGCUAUAGAAUCUAGAAAGCUUCCUUAGCGUUUUUCUCACCAUCUCUUGUAUCGGAAUUCAAUCAUCUCCAGUAAUAUUGACUUCAUAUGUUGUCUCUUAAUAGUAUUAUUUAGUGCAAAACUAUUACUUUGCAGUA